GGUGCGGACAAUCCUGACAGAGGUCUGAUGCCCGGCUGCUGCCAUGUUCACCAAGAAGAAGAAGCCCCGCGUCCAGAUUUCGGCACCUUCCAACUUCGAGCACCGCGUGCACACAGACUUUGACGAGCAAGAACAGAAGUUUGUGGGGCUGCCGCGGCAAUGGCAGUCUCUGAUCGAGGACACAGCCAAGAGGCCCAAGCCCUUCAUCGACGUCACCGUCAUCACCACUGUGGAGCCCCGCAAGACCAUAGUGCGGGGUAGUAAGAUCGCUGUGGAUGGCUCGCUGACAUGGCUGCUGGAUGAGUUUGACACCAUGUCGGUAACCCGCUCCAACUCCCUGAGGCGAGGCAGCCCCCCGAUCCAGCCCCGCAGAGACUCCGGAUCCUCGGGGGGGGGAGGCCAUGAGAACGGGGACCUGGCCCAUCGGACACACCACCACCCAGAUCACUAUGGAGACAGAGAUAGGGAGCGGCCUAGGCCGGACCAGUUAGCUGGUGGAGACCCCCGGCAGCCCCAGCGGGUAACCCGCUCUCAGAGAGAGGACGGCCGGCCACAGCAGCAGCCCCGGGGCCAGGAGCCAGGCAGCAGGCACCGAGAGAGGGAGCGGCCCUGCCCACCCCCUCCCCCGCCAAAGCCCAGAGAUAUGGACCCACGGGACCACCACGACCAGGUAGUCCGCAGGGACGGGCCCAGCGACAAGAGGCCCAAGUCCAGCUACACAGGCAGGGACGGCAGCCCCCAAUCGCCCCGGGAUAAGAGGCCUCUCUCGGGGCCCAACAUACGUAUGCCUAACCUCCCUGUCACAGAGGGGGUGAUAAAGACAGCACAGCAGAGCAGUAGGCCGUUCAACACCUACCCCCGUGCUGACAGUGAAGGAGGAAGAAGCCCCACCAGCCAGGAGCUGAAGCCAGCCCGACCACACGAAACACCGCGCCACAACGGUCCCUCUAGUGGCCGCAGCGGGGGCAAAGCCCCACAGCAGGGCCAGCUACGAGGGGACCCCCACCACUCCUCCCACCCUGUCCUGGGCCCUGAGCCCCCCCACGGCUACCAGCAGCUGAAGGCUCCUGUUCCCCGCCCUCCGGCCCCUGCCCUACCACCACAGCAGGCCCUCUCACCCCAGAGGGAGCCCCAGCGGGUGUCCCAUGAGCAGUUCCGCGCCGCACUACAGAUGGUGGUGGACCCGGGUGACCCGCGCACCUACCUGGAUCACUACAUCAAGAUCGGAGAGGGCUCCACCGGCAUUGUGUGCAUUGCCACCGUCAAGAGCACCGGCAAACUGGUCGCUGUCAAGAAGAUGGACCUGCGCAAGCAGCAGCGCCGGGAGCUGCUAUUCAAUGAGGUGGUGAUAAUGCGGGACUAUCACCAUGACAACGUGGUGGAGAUGUACAACAGCUACCUGGUGGGAGAUGAACUCUGGGUCGUCAUGGAAUUCCUGGAGGGAGGGGCUUUGACUGACAUCGUCACACACACCAGGAUGAAUGAGGAGCAGAUAGCCACAGUGUGCCUGUCUGUGCUGAAGGCUCUGUCAGUGCUGCACACCCAGGGCGUCAUCCACAGGGACAUCAAGAGUGACUCCAUCCUUCUCACCCACGAUGGCAGAGUGAAGCUGUCAGACUUUGGCUUCUGCGCCCAGGUGUCUAAAGAGGUCCAGCGGCGCAAGUCCCUGGUGGGCACACCCUACUGGAUGGCCCCAGAGCUCAUCUCACGACUACCCUAUGGGCCUGAGGUGGACAUCUGGUCCUUGGGGGUGAUGGUGAUCGAGAUGGUGGACGGAGAACCCCCCUAUUUCAAUGAGCCCCCCCUCAAAGCUAUGAAGAUGAUCCGUGACAACCUACCACCCAAACUCAAGAACCUACACAAGGUUUCUCCUCUCCUCAAGGGCUUCCUGGACAAAUUGCUGGUGCGAGACCCUACCCAGAGGGCCUCAGCCAAUGAGCUGCUCAAGCACCCCUUCCUGAGCAAGGCUGGCCCACCCUCCUGCAUCGUGCCUCUCAUGAGGCAGAACCGCAUGAGAUGAGAGUGAGCAGAGGCCUCUUCCCCACAAAGUGGUAGUAGUCAUAUGAACCCUGAAACCCAAGCUCACACCUCGGACUCGCACUGAUCUGGAGCGGGGGGAGACAGCGGAGAAGCACUGCCCAGUUUGUAUUAGCAUUUUUGUUGGUCAAGCAUUGUUUUAACGCACCUUUUGAAAUGAAAAGGAACUCUGUCUGUCCCUUUUUUCCUGUGGGGGAAAAACAUUUGGACACUACAAGGAUUUAUAGCUUGAGCGGUUUGGUGCAGAAUGAGACUUGGAAAGUGUUGUGGGAUCAUUAGAACCUAAGCUACCUGCUGGGGAGACUCACAAAAAGCAGUGUUAGCAUCCUAGCUGAAUGGUCUGAAAAGCAUGCUUCCACACUUAAGGACUUCCUCACUACAUGGCCCAGUCUCAACUCUAUUGCAAUAGACAGGACAUCAUAAACUACUACUGAAGGAGGACCAUGCUUUUCUCUUACCACACGAUGAGUACAAGUCUGAAAAACACUUGGUCCCUGUUACAAACACUAAGAAAAGGUAAACACUGGAGUUGUGUUUUUUUAGAUAUUUCUUUCUUUAUAUUUCUUGUGUAAGUAUGAUGAACAUAGAUAUAUCUGCUUUGUUUUCUCUAUUUUAUGAUUUUUGUUUAGGUUACAGUGAGAUGAUUUUAAAGCACUCUUCUCUGAUAGAAGCUGCACUCCUGGUUGAUUCCAAUAUAGCGUCUAGUUCUUUAAAUCGUUUAGUUUUUUAAUUUACCUGUGUUUAAUAGAAUAUCAUGGUGAAGUGAACAUCGAGGCAGUUUUAGCUGUUAUUUUUACUUUAGGGAUUUAGGCGUGUAGAUUGUGCUCUCUGUAACCUCGAUCCGCUGCUGUAGACCUCAACUGUUAGUCUAUAGUAGUGACUACUAGGUCAAUGUAAGGACAACCCUUAUGAAGCACCCCUUCCACCAUACACGUGUGUGCGUAUGUGUGUAUAUACAGGAAUUCUCCAGAUCGGUUAAAUAUUUCUUUUUUUUCCACCUAAAGAUGCAUUUCUUUAUUACCUGACCUGGACAAUGGGUCUGGACUAUAUGAAUGUAGUGCUGAGCCACAAACAAGCUCUGCAUUUAAAAAUGGAAUCUGCAGUAGGGUGAAACGGCGCCACCGACCGCCCCCAUCACUGUUGUCAUUUGUUUUUGUUGCCGAGCUAAUAUCGCAAACGGACGUGGCUGUUUCACCAUUAAGGAUUCCAGAUUUAAGGGCUUAUUACAACAAGAAUUGGACACACGAGGUGAAAAUCCGUGUUUAGUUUAAUGAAGUGUGCAACAGCUGCUAGAACUGAACUAUUGUGUCCACAAUGUAGCAACGACAGGAACUGUAUGGCAGAAAACACAGAUGCAAACAGGGGUGGCAAGAGCGCUGGACUAGUAACCGGAAAGGUUGCAAGUUCAAAUUCCCGAGCUGACAAGGUACAAAUCUGUCGUUCUGCCCCUGAACGGGCAGUUAUAACCCACUUUCCUAGGCCGUCAUUGAAAAUAAGGAUUUGUUCUUAACUGACUUGCCUAGUUAAAUAAAGGUUAAAAAACGCAAGUAGUAAACUCACCGCAAUUACCCACACUUCAUGCAGGGCUCAACAAAAGUCUGCGAUGUGGGUGGAAUCACGAAUUCAGACCUUAAAACGGAAUUCAAAAAUAGGAAAUCAACUAAAUGUAUUACAAAAUGUAUUUUGCCAAGAUUAUCAUAAGACAUAAAAUUGCAUUAGUGAUUUAUAUUUUCCUUUAACUCCCUGAUGCAAAGGCAUGGGAAUUCCCCCUAUCUGUGUGCAAGGUUGUCUGCCACUUUGUGUAGCUGUUAGCAAUGAUGCUAAUGAUAAUCGUCUUCUGAUACUUAAAAAAAAAGUUAGGCAAACUGCAUUCACAUGUGCGCCACAGAAACACAGAUAACCAAACAAGUCUCUUGGCUUGUACACGCUUGAGUUAAAGGGUAUCUACACCCAGAAAUGUGUUAGAUUUUCCCAAGACCUCAAAAGUGCUCACCUGGUAUGUUUUAACCAUUGUUGUGAAACAAGAUUUAAUAUUCUAUUUAAAAAGUGUGAUCCUGGAUCUGAGCCCCCCCCCCCCCCCCCGAAUUCUAGAGUAGCAAGAUCAAGUCGCAAAUGUACCAUAGAGAGCAUCCAAAGACCACGAGGCCUUAGUGCACAGCAAAGAGUAGCCAAUGUGUCUGUUCUGAAUUUCAGUGGGGAAAUCGGAACAGACUGUCCAUAAGUAGACACUAACACUACAUUGUGAAGUAUUGUAUUUAGAUACAGAAUUCAAGUGUCAUAGCAGAGGUUAUAGUACUGUUUUAACAUUCUGUCUCAAAUGUACUUGCUUGUAGCAAAUUGGAGUAUUUAAUAUAGAUUUAACCAAUUGUUUUACAAUAAUAUUUUAUUCAUCGCUCACUUAAUCCAUUUCAGUACUUUUUACUGAUGCUCAAAAGGUAGUCUGGUUGAAUUUAAAUGUGAGACAAUGUUCCAUAUUUACAAAAGACAAGUGUAAGUCUGUUUAAAGUGACACGAUGGUUGGCAUACCUGAAUAAGAUGUGAUCUGUCUGUUCCCUGUGUCAAAAAGAAUGUUCUUCCAGUUUAGUAAAACUGAGUGAAAAGAUGGGCUGAAAGAAUGACAAUCAAAGUUAGUAGGAGUAAAUAACGGUCUGCUUUUGCAACAAUAUUCUAAACUGAUCACUUUUCAUUGCUCACAAAGUUUUGUAACUAUAAUUGUGUAGCAUUUUGACAACACAAACUACUUUUCUAAACAAAUCCUAUUUUGAUACUCAUUAAAUCCAUCUUUACGUAUGCAUAUUUUUAAAUCGCUUAACUAAUAAGGUCCAUGAAGUGAUGGCACACACUUGGUAUUUUGUGUUUUUUAUUAAAUACUGUAUAACGAUGAAUGCAAAAAAAAAAUCUAUAGACUUAUCAUUCCUCAAACUACAGAAUUGAAGCAUCUCAUUAACCCCCACAUGUUACAUAGGAGUUCAAUCGCCAUUGGUUUCAAUCACUUCUACCACAGUUUUCAGUGGCUGGUAUGAAACCAAUCACGUACAUUUCUCAGUUGGUAUUUGACAUUCCUGUAGCUUCUACUUAAAUGAAUGGCUGUCAAGGUUAGAACGGCUUAACAUAGUUUUAUCGGUUUUUGUGUGUAUUAAUGCCUUAACGUUCAGAAGAGUAACAUGAUUUAAUAUGAUUCCCUUUCUUUACAAUUACUGUUAAUUGCAAAUGUACAUUAUUAUAUUACUCAUCUCAAGGAGUCUAGUGCCUCUGCGUAAACGUAUCGUUGUUCUCGCUGGUUUGUGUUUGUUGAGGAUGCUCAAAUUCCAAUUAGGAGCUGUGACGACUACUGACUGGCCUACUUGGUAAUAUAUUUAUGUGUGAAUUUCUCCAACAUGUCUGUAUGAUCAUUUUUCACAUUUUUAUGCUAAAUCAUUUAUGCAUCAGUAUUGUCAAGUUUGUCAUAGUUGACCAUUUUUCUGAAGAGUCCAAACCCCCCCUGGAUUUUUGAAUUUCCACUGGUUAUUAAAAAAAUUAAGUUGCA
Oncorhynchus gorbuscha (pink salmon) is the source of this 5563-nucleotide messenger RNA. RefSeq names its product serine/threonine-protein kinase PAK 4-like. Gene Ontology annotation, cellular component: cytoplasm. Gene Ontology annotation, biological process: protein phosphorylation; intracellular signal transduction; regulation of MAPK cascade. The record is from RefSeq and is a predicted model, not a curated record. Gene Ontology annotation, molecular function: ATP binding; protein serine/threonine kinase activity. NCBI's taxonomy places the organism in Eukaryota, Metazoa, Chordata, Actinopteri, Salmoniformes, Salmonidae.